Drosophila eugracilis is the source of this 670-nucleotide messenger RNA. RefSeq lists its product as uncharacterized. The transcript is spliced from 2 exons. NCBI's taxonomy places the organism in Eukaryota, Metazoa, Arthropoda, Insecta, Diptera, Drosophilidae. Bases 85 to 531 code for a protein of 148 amino acids. The record is from RefSeq and is a predicted model, not a curated record.
UGCAGCCCUAAGUAGACUGUGACUUCAAAGUUCUUUCAAAAUUUAUUCGAAAUCUAAUUAAAUUUUUAGUAAAAUCAAAAAAACAUGCAAAAAACCUGGAAUAAGGCGUUCCACAAGCGCAGAGUGUGGAAUACGGUAUCGAAGCCUGGAAGGAUGGUGUACUAUAUGCAGCCGCUGGUGGAGCACUUGUUCGACACCUGGAUACAACCCUUGCCCUUCCCUACGCUUCUGAAGUUCUUCUACAGCUGCGUUGUGCUCUUCUUCAUCCUGCUGCCAAUCCUUUACCCAAUGGUGGUCCUGCUUCUCUACUAUGGAAUAUUUCAGUACGCCGGAGAGCAGCACUUUGGCUUGGUAGUUCCAGAGAACUGUGACCUUCUGGGGGCCGCCACUCAACUGUGGCGCUUCGAGGUGACCAACAAGAAGUAUAUGCUGUUCGUGACCAUGUACAUCGACAGAUACCGCGUCAUUAUAACCGCCAUAUCUUCGACAGUCGACUAUAUGCGCAUGGCUCUGUGCUUCGUCUUCAGCUGAGCCAGGAUCGCCAAGUACCCGAUCAGUAUUUGCCCCUUCCGGUUGAGGAAUGGUUUUGAAAUAGUUUUAAACUUAAGCAUGUAUUAUACAGAGGUUCUGAAUAUAUAUUUGAUAAUUUUUUGUUGACUUUUUCGAAAAA